AUGGUCGACUAUCUACAGAAACGACUCUCCAAGUCCGAACAAGUGGAUACACACAAAACGUUGAUCGAUGGUUACCAUAAGCAGUGCCAUGAAAAGUGGAAUACCUUCCCUGAUGAUGGCUAUUUCUAUUCCAAUCUUAUUCAUCAUGCUUUAAUAGCUGAAAAUGAUCAACAUCUUCAAAGUAUUAUGACCGAUUUCGAUUGGAUGACACGUAAAAUUCAAAUAGACAGGACGAUCUAUUACCUAGAAUGCGAUUUAACAGACUACGUCGACUAUCUAAAGAAAAGAAACAAGAACUGGGAGGAUUUCGAUCAACUCAAGCAGCUCCUCAAGCAGCAACAACCUUGGCUAGAUGUACACAAAAAUAAUGUCGUUCAAAUGAUCUUGUGGUUUAGCAUGUCAGAUAGUUGGAUGAAACAGCGAGCUUUGCAAUUAGCUGAGGAAAAUGUGCGAAAUGGUGAAAGUUAUUGGAGCAUGUCAAGGUGUUCAACUAGUGCAACAACUCCAUAUACUUAUGAUGCAUGCAAAGCAAUCGGUAAGAAUGAAUUGGAUCAGUCUAUAUCAGUUUCGAAUCCCGAGUUUGGACCUUUGCGAAUAAUUGGUACUCAAAACAAUCUUAAACGAGACUGCCAAAUUGUGAUUCAAGAUUAUCAAACAUCACAAACUGUGCUUCAAAUAUCAACACCAAACAUGGAUAUUGAAAAAGUGGAAAUCUCAGCUGACGGUCGGACUGCAGCCUUCCAGCAAUUCAGCAGAAAGGACGAGUGGAUCGUUUACGAUCUCGAUAAAAAUGAAGAAAUAAGCUUUGCCCAAAACGAUCAAGGGGAAGACGUUAAGACUGACUUUGAUUCCGUACAAUUUUGCCCUCCUCAAUCUGAAACCAAAAUGAUCAUGACACUCUCUGGAGAUUCCCGUGAAGUUAGGAUUUGGAAGAUUGAGGGGAAUUGUAUUAAACCUACAAAUAAGCAAAUAUCACGCCAAUACAAAAUAGAAUAUUGUGGAUGGGUACUAAUGCAAGAUAGUGUUUGUGUCUUGUUGUGGUGGAGAAAAUAUCGAAGUCAAGGAGGGAAGUCUAAAGACUAUGAACCUGUCGAUCCGCAAAAUUGGAUUAAUGAAUGUCAAAUUGAAAUGUGGAAUGUAAAGAAAUGGACUCGUCGAUCAUUCAAAGUACCUGCUUUCAUCCAUGCAAAGGAUGAUGGUCAGUACUUUAAAAAUAAUGAUUUUCAACAUAGCAAGCGUUUAACGUACAUCAACAUCUACCGUGAUGCAGCCUAUAUGAUAUUGUCAUAUACCAGACAUAUUAGUAGUACAAUUGGUCAGUUAAAAAUGAAACAAGUUUUCGAAUUCGAAAAUCAAUUUCGAAUUAUAUUACAUGAUAUUACAUUCGUUAAGAAUAUUUUGGUAUCAGGCCAUCAGUCAAUGAUCGCUAUUGAAUGUAUAACUAGGAAACACAUACUCAAAAUGAGUGGUGAUCAAGUCCAAUCUCGUGCUAGAGUUGAUCAAUCUGGUCGAUCAAUGUUUAUUCCUGGUAGUCAUCGAUUGCUUAUUUAUGAUAAACGGGAUGUAUAUGAAUAUAAUUUACAAGGCGAUAAAAUUGCUUGGCAAGAUAUCUCUCAAACAAAAUCAGUUGAUGUUGGUAGACCCCAACGUAACCCCCAAACUACCGUCAACAUAUUCGACCUGAUCGAGUUUGUAGGUAUAGAAGAUUGUAGAAAGUACAGGGAAUUAAUCAAUGGAAGACUUGGAGAAAGACACUUGAAGAUUGUUAAAGAUGAAAUACGCUUCAGAUAUAGAAAGAAGGAUAACACACUCAUUCUCAUGAACACAUCCUACGUAGGUGAAAAGUGGAUAAUAACUGUUAACCUUACGACCGGAAAGAAGAGCGUUAAUCGACUGACAUUGAGUCAUGGUGCUCGUGUUGUGUAUGUUGAUGAUGAUUAUCUUUAUGUUUGGGAAAGAAACAAAGAUGAUAGACGUAGCUUGAAAUGUUACAAGUUUGGGGAUGGUGAAUAUCAAUUACUGGAAAAUAUUGACUACCAAUGGGAUAAAGGAUUAAUGUGUAAAAUAAUGAUGAAUAAGAUUAAACAUUCGCCUCUUCGGAUGAAGAUAGAAAAAUUAGUUGAUGUAUGGGGAGAGAAAGAUGCCGAAAUGAUUGAUUAUGUAAUGAAAGAUGACGAACUUUUGCUACUACUGGAAAAUGGAGACCAUAUAGCAAUACUCAACCAAGAAGAAGAUGGAAAUUUACGCAUGAAAAGAUACAAAGACAAUAUCAAAUACUUCAAGCCUCUCACACAAUUCUUCAACCAUGAAAAUCUAUGGUCGGACAAGCAGUUAAUCCUAUAUGAAAAAUACUCUAGUUUGAAUAUUUAUAACCCCCAAACACUACAGCUACAAAUCACUCUACCAUUCCCUCACUUCCGGAUAUGGGACAUGCAAUGGAAUCUUCAACACUCUCAACUCAUCAUCAGGAGUAGAAAGGAUUACUGCUUAGUAACCCACGUGAAAAAGACAUGAUAUUUGCAUGAAAUGUAAAGUUAAUCUUGUAUCUUGUACCCAAUGCAAUUUAACGAGAGUGACAAUAAACUAAG
Trichoplax adhaerens is the source of this 2588-nucleotide messenger RNA. RefSeq lists its product as uncharacterized. The transcript has 14 exons. Lineage: Eukaryota; Metazoa; Placozoa; Uniplacotomia; Trichoplacea; Trichoplacidae. The coding region runs from base 1 to 2514 and encodes 837 amino acids. The record is from RefSeq and is a predicted model, not a curated record.